AUGGAGGAGCCGGGGUCCCGCGAAGAGGUCAUGGAAGAAGUGACAUCGUGCUCCUCCAACAGCCCUCUGUUCCAGCAGGAAGACAAGAGAGGGGUCACCUACCGGAUCCCAGCCCUGCUCUACAUCCCCCCCACCCACACCUUCCUGGCCUUUGCAGAGAAGCGCUCCACGAGCAGGGACGAGGACGCUCUCCACCUGGUGCUGAGGCGAGGGUUGAGGACUGGGCACUCGGUACAGUGGGGACCUCUGCUGCCGUUGAUGGAAGCCACACUACCCGGGCAUCGGACCAUGAACCCCUGUCCUGUGUGGGAGCAGAAGAGUGGCUGCGUGUACCUAUUCUUCAUCUGUGUGCGGGGCCACGUCACCGAGCGUCAGCAGGUCGUGUCAGGCAGGAAUGCGGCCCGCCUCUGCUUCAUCUGCAGUCGGGACGCUGGCUGUUCGUGGAGCGAGGUGAGGGACCUGACUGAAGAGGUUAUUGGCACCGAGGUGAAGCGCUGGGCCACAUUUGCUGUGGGCCCGGGUCAUGGGAUCCAGCUGCAGUCGGGGAGGCUGGUCAUCCCUGCAUAUGCCUACUACAUCCCUUACUGGUUCUUUUGCUUCCGGCUACCAUGUAAAGCCAAGCCUCAUUCCCUGAUGAUCUACAGUGAUGACCUGGGGGCCACCUGGCACCAUGGCAGCCUCAUUAAGCCCAUGGCAACCGUGGAGUGUGAAGUGGCAGAAGUGACCGGGAGGGCGGGCGACCCCGUGCUGUACUGCAGCGCCCGGACACCAAACAGGUGCCGGGCAGAGGCUUUCAGCGUUAACCAUGGUGAAUACUUUCAGAGACCAGCCCUGAGCGCUCAGCUCUGUGAGCCCCCGCAUGGCUGCCAAGGCAGUGUGGUGAGUUUCCGGCCCAUGGAGAUCCUUCAAGGGUGCCAGGACCCUAAUGGCAAAGAUGCUCCUAUCGGUCAGCAGAGCCCUCUGCUGGACAGCUCACCGAGGCUAGAGCAGGAAGCCGGCCCACUGUCUGAGUCUUGGCUCUUGUACUCACACCCCACCAGUAAGAAGCGGAGGGUCAACUUAGGCAUCUACCUCAACCAGACCCCCUUGGGGGCUGCCUGCUGGUCCCGCCCGUGGAUCUUGCACUGCGGGCCCUGUGGCUACUCUGAUUUGGCUGCUUUGGAAAAGGAGGGCUUGUUUGGGUGUUUGUUUGAGUGUGGGACCAAACGAGAGUGUGAGCAGAUUGCCUUCCGCCUGUUUACAGACCGAGAGAUCCUGAGCCACAUGCACGAGGACUGCUGCAGCCCUGGUAGGAGCUCUGAGCCAACUGAAAGCUAAAAUUGACUUAGGACCCAAAUUUCCAUAGAAAGGAAACCACAGAAGGCAACCACAGCCAGGAUAAUGGAGGCCAGAUUAACAGAGGUGGUUGAAGUCUACAGAGAAUCCAAAACUUCAUAUUCUGCACUCCACAUUUUUUCUCUUCUCCCCCAAAGAGCAAAAGGAAAAUUAUGCCAAAGCUACUGCAGUGGGGAGAACUAUGAGUUGGGAAACAAUAAUGUGGUCCUGGUUGUGCCCCUGGCUUGCUUUUGGGACCUUGGACAUGUCCCCCGAACUCUCCGGGCCUCAGGUUUCCCAUUUGUAAAAUGAGAGGAUUAGUGCUGUGAUUUUUCUUCUUUCCAUUCUUAGGAAAGGCAGAGUGCCCACAUGCUCCACAAUCAAUAGGUCCUGACUGCGUGGGUCUCUGAUAGAACUCUGAUCUCGAAGUGGAAGUCAGAGGACUCAGCUUUUUCAAUGACUCACCACUUGUCCAGGUGUGAGACCUGGGCAGGUGUGAGGAAUUGGGCAGAACAGUAGAAUCAUGAGGUCACCUGCCUUCUCCAGCUUUGCAGCUCUGCUCAAUCUUCCCUUCCUCCUCCAGAACCCUUAUUUCCUGGGAAGAAAAUGGGAAACGCAAGGCCAGUGACCCCUGAUAAUGGUACUUAUUGUUUCUGAGGGCGUUACUCUUAUGAAAGAUGAACCUGAAGUUCAUGUACUAGAAUGGUUCCUGAUGAGAAAAGGUCGUAGAUUAGGACUCUAAAGCAUUGGCUAGAACUUCCCAUGGUCUCUGCCCUCAAAGAGCUCACAGUUCAUGGGGCUAGAAGUGGAGAGAAUUCAAGAAAACCGAUGCAGCUGGUUUAUAGAUGUUGGGCCUUAAGUUGGGGUUAUGGUAGCUCCUGACAGCAUUGUCUUAGUCACAUCUUCAUUGUGCUUGGAGUCAGCUGCCAGGGCUUGGCCGGCCACUGGGUUCCCCCCACGUCUGUUUUUCUCAGAAUAUUGUUCUGGCCUAGCCACUCCUCUACUCAUGGAGAAGGUCUUCACCAUGAGGAAGGUCUCCAGACCCUAGACCUCUGAAUCAAGCCAAUUUUUUUUUGUACCUAUUACAAUCACUAUUUGUGAAGUAGGGGUGCCCCUUUGUCUGAUGGGUUUGGGGCUGAAAUUGACCAGGGCUGGGUGUCUCAGAUGAUACCAGAUGAGUUGCUCUUAUUUUAGAAUCUUUCCCCCGGAGCCUGUUGCUGUAACAGAAAUUCGAUCACGAAAGACUUGGUUUUUCAGCCUAUUUUAGGAGAAGAAAUACCUUCAACUUGUAUCAGAUAACUAAAUUUGGUGCUGAGUAAUCGCCCAGAGAGCAAGUCUUAGUUGUAGAAUAUAGCCCAGGAGGCUGGGGGCUGCGGUUGCUCCUGUCAUAUGGGGGAGAGUCCUCUAGGAUGAAAGUAGAGAUUGACUUCACCUACAUAUGGCUUAAGUCCAUGGCUUAGAGUGACUUUUUAAAAUUCCCUUAGCCUGUCAUCCAUUUGUCAAAGUUAUCCACCCAGUAUGCAGUUCUGCUCACUCAUUCACUCAUUUAUACAGUUAUCUAAAUAUUCUUGGGAGCCUGUCUGUAAUGUAAGGUGCUUUUUCUGUUGCCAUUCCCUGGUUGAAAAGCAUCUGUGGCUCUUCACUGCCUGCCAAAGGGUGUUUUCAUUUAGUCUGGCAUGUAGGGCCUUCAGUUGUUGGGGGAGAUAAGGCGUACUGACCUCUGCUUCUUUGUAUGAAGCCCAUUGUCAGAGAAGAUCUCCGUCAAGCUGGCAGUGGAGGGCGUGGCAGUUGGUGGUACAGGGAGGAACCGGGGAAGGGCAGCCCUCUCCUAAGUCAUAGCAGCUUCAUGUUCUGCAAAUCUUUCCUGAGCAUCGUACCCCCAAAUAGAUAGGAAUAACAGGGAUGGCUUCCUUCUCCAACAAGAUCUAAAGGAGGAAGUCACAUGCCAGUGUGGACCACAGAUGUCCAGGACCAGCACUCAAAAGAUGUCUUAUCCUUCUCUGAAUUGCCCUCCCCUUUGCUUUAUGUUUGCUUCUCCUUAGUGAUUAGAAGUAAAACUCCUAAUAGGCGGAGGGCCUGUGUGCAUCGUUCAGGAUUGGCAAGAAAAGAGGAUUGGGGACAGAGGUAAUCCAGAAUGAGGUUAAAUGGGGGUAGAGCUCAGGGGUAGAGCAUUUGGCUGCAGGAUGAGGAUUUGGGAGAGGAAGAGUGGGCAGUGGCAGCUAUGAAGAAAACAGCAGGGCAGGAGUUCCAGCACCUUUAGGAAGAAAGAGAACGUGGCCCGGAUAAGAGACCUAGGCCGGAGAGGCAGCGUAGGUGGUGGUUGCUGUGAAGAAGAAAUGACAACAGGCUGGGGGUGUCUCCUGACGCGUGUGGGAGGAGCCCUGGGGCAGCUGACUCCAAGCUGUGCGGCCCGCACAGGCCAGUACUUCAGGCUGCAGACCGGUUCCUCCCCGGCCCUGUCACCGGAAGCUGACCUAGCUUGUUCACGUUCCGGAUGACCAACAGAGACAGCUGUAGGCACUCCUGACUUGUUUGUGCCCAUUCCCCGAGGCCUUCAGGGCCCUGGGACCUAUCCCGUGACCCUGGUAUCCUAACCAAGCCUCUUCCAGGCCCUCUCAGCUUGGGAGAGUGAAAAAGACAGGGCAGGUGAUGGCAGCUGUGAAGAAAAGAGGACAGCAGACUGGAGGCCUCUAGUCUAGAGGCUUCUACCUGCUUCUACCCUGUCUCUGGGCCCUUAGAAUGGAUCCAUCUGGCACACAUGGCUCAUCACUGGGAGAGCAAGAAAGCAUAGGUAGGGGCCACCUCCUGCUGAUAUGUAUCCAGACCCACUCCCACCCCUUCAAGCUGCUGGGCCUGCUCAGGCUCCCCACCUCCCGAUGCCCUCACUCCUAGGCCCCUAGUAUUCAUUUCAGGGCUUUUAUUUGGGCGCUUUCCUUGGAUCUGUUUCUCCUGGUCAUCAGUCUCCCCUCCUGUCCUGUCCUUUGGGAUAUCAUGCAACAGUAGCUGUAGAUAAGAGACAUAGCGCCCUGUCUGUUGGGGAACCCGAGGCACCCACAGAGAUCAACCUGAGGCUGCCCCGCCUCCUCUCCAGGGCAGUAGGCUUCAAUACUUCCACUUCGGCCAGCUCAGGCUCUCCAGUCUUCUGCAGUAGGCUGUGCGUUUCCCCCACUGCGUUAUGCGGUAGGUGUCAAGUCAUCCCUUUCUGUGCUCCCACAGUGCCCAGUUGGGGCCCCCCUUUGCUCAUUACCAUGGGGUGCAGGGUAUUAUUGUUGUCUGUCUUGUGCCCUCUAGGCCUCCGCUAGGCUGUGAAUUCCUUGAGGGCCAAGUCUGUAUGAAUCCUCUCUCUAUCCUUUUUUACCUGGAAUUACAAUAAUUUCUUUAUUAAUAUAGGCUUUUUCUGUUGUGUUUGGAAUUCCCUGAAGGUAAGGACUGUGCCCGAUUCCUCUCUCUGUCCUCUGUCCCUGGCAUAGGGCCUGGCACAGAAUGGACAGCAGUAAGGCUCUGCUGAGUGGAUCAAGGAAUCAAAGAUCCUUGGCCUUCUGGAGCUAAGUGAGAGGGCCAGGGCGAGCCCCUGCAAAGAGAGGAGUAGGUUGCCUCCCUCUGCGGGUUGGAUAGCGUUCUAAACCCGCUGAACAUGCACCUGAAAUGGGUCUUCUCUCUGCUGGCCUGCUUCCAGGUCAGUCCCUAAAGAGCUCUUCUCUGGCUUCAGUUGAGUCCUGCCUGGGUGUUUCAGGAUUACAGCCCAAGCCCAAAGCCAAGCCAAGAUUUGGGUUCUCAUGUCAGUGAUAUUUCCCCUCUGUCCCUAAUUGGCAUUUCUGUAACUGCCCCUCCUCCAGGACUCUGGGACUGACGCCGUGGUUCAGUGUUCUGAAUGUGUCUUGCUCUGUGAUCCCAAGUGCUGA
This is a messenger RNA of Enhydra lutris kenyoni (northern sea otter), 5216 nucleotides long. Its product is annotated as neuraminidase 3. The coding region runs from base 1 to 1317 and encodes 438 amino acids. Gene Ontology annotation, biological process: ganglioside catabolic process; oligosaccharide catabolic process. The transcript has 3 exons. Gene Ontology annotation, molecular function: exo-alpha-sialidase activity. Lineage: Eukaryota; Metazoa; Chordata; Mammalia; Carnivora; Mustelidae. The record is from RefSeq and is a predicted model, not a curated record. Gene Ontology annotation, cellular component: cytoplasm; membrane; lysosome.